AUGAAGAUCGAGGUCGAUUCAUUCUCAGGCAAUAAGAUCUACCCUGGAAAAGGUAAAAUCUAUGUCAGGGCGGAUAACAAGAAAUUAAAUCCUCGUAAAAUCUGCUGGACGCAAGUAUAUCGUCGUAUGCACAAAAAAGGUAUUACCGAAGAGGUUGCAAAGAAACGUACCCGUCGUACGGUUAAACAUGAACGUGCAAUUGUUGGCGCAUCAUGGGAUGCCAUCAAGUCCAAACGUAAUCAAAAGCCAGAAGUGAGAGCUGCUGCCCGUGCCGCAGCUGUUCGUGAAGGCAAAGAAAAAAAGAAGCAAGAGCAGGCUAAGAGGAAAGCUGAGAAAGCAAAGACUGCGCAAGCUGCAUUUCGUGGACAAACUAAAUUUUCCAAACAACAAGCUCGUGGUGCUCAGGGAAAAGUUGCUGCAAAGAGUCGUUAA
Acaulospora morrowiae is the source of this 432-nucleotide messenger RNA. The record is from the annotation of a GenBank genome assembly. Lineage: Eukaryota; Fungi; Glomeromycota; Glomeromycetes; Diversisporales; Acaulosporaceae.